ACUGUUGACCACAACGUCCAAAGUAAUAAUCUCCAAAACUAAUUGAGAGUUGAACCGAAUAAGUCUUUGGUCUUUGAACUAUCAUGCCGACGAGCUCGGAUUAAUGGCACAGUGAUUGUCACUUACAUGAGUCACUGGCCGCCUUGCAUUGAAUUUGUACUGCGCAUACAGCUACAGGCGCGUUUGGUGCACAGGCUACCACAAGGAGACAUGGACGUUUCUAAAUAUAAUGCAAUAAUGCAAUUGGCAAUGUCCGAUUGGUCCGCGAAUUCCCCGGCCGGCCAUGCCUCGUCAUUCUCUAGAGUCAGCGUUCCGAGCGACGUCUUGAAAUAUUGGUUGUAUGUGGGCUGAAAAGUGGCUGCUUGAGUGCUCCUAGCUAAAACGGCCAGGACUGUUGACGACUCGCGCUGGUAAUUAUGCGCAACCCAUUGCAUCCAGCUCCUGCUCCUCCAGCUUUCGGCGAAGGGCAUACUGUACCUGAGGAAAGGUCUUCGUAAGUUUUGUAUUUUGUGUUCUGUCUUGGCAAGUGGCGUAGUAGAUCUGUCCCCACGUCGUAAAUACGUCACGAAACUGCAAACGAUACCUCGAGCAAUUCUUAUAUCUAACUGACGGCAUAUUCUCCAAGGAUCCUUUCGAAGCUCAUAUUCUCCUGGCUCGAUCCAUUUCUAUAUGUCGGCUUCUCGCGCCCUUUGCAGAAAGACGGUAAGCAACUUGGUAGGUGUUAUAUUUAUCUAACAAGACUUUCGCAGAUCUAUGGCAAUUACCCUCACAGCGGCUGACAUCCAGCUUGAGUGCAGAAGUGGAGAAGAACUUCUAUGGACGGUGUCCUCCCGAACAACGCCCAGCGUAUAUGCGAGAUACCCCGUCCCAGAGAGAAGACGACCAGUCGACGAGUUCUCACUCUGGAACGGAGAAAGCAGACGCAGAUAUAAUUGAGAAUGGAGAGAAGGCCACAAGAAAAGGACUAAGAUCGCCCAAAUACGACGCCUCCCUGGUGAAAGCCCUUCAUCGAACAUUUUUCUGGCGUUGGUGGGGAGCCGGGGCACUUAAGUUAUUCUCAGAUACUCUGAAGACGACAACGCCUCUCUUGAACAAGGUCUUGCUGACUUGGCUGACGAAUUCGUACAUCUAUUAUCGGGCAUCUGAGGAUGAGCGUGCUGCAGGAAACCUUGAGAAGCCUCAAGGUGUCGGUUAUGGCAUCGGUUUGGCAUUUGCUCUGUUUGUUAUGCAAGAAUCUGCGAGCUUGAUGACGAAUCACUUCAUGCAAAUGACUAUGACCACGGGCUUGUCUAUUCGGACGGCGAUCAUUGGGACCAUAUUCCGAAAAUCUUUGCGUCUUAGCGGGAAGGCUCGUUUGGAUCACAGUGUCGGACAAAUUACGACUAUGAUCUCAGCUGAUGCUACGAGGCUGGAUCGUAGCAGUUACAAUAUUCACAAUUUAUGGGUUGCACCCAUCCAGAUCGCCAUCGGUAUUGGUCUCCUCAUAGGCAAUCUCGGAUAUUCUGCGCUAGUUGGUCUUGGAGUCCUGAUUUUCGCAUUUCCGAUCCAAUUGGUACUCGUUCGCACCAUGUUCCGACAACGCAAAAAAGGUGUCAAAAUAACGGACUCUCGAGUGCGACUCACGACGGAGGUAUUACAAGGCAUUCGUUUGAUCAAGUUUUAUGCUUGGGAAUCCUUUUACACCAACCAAAUUGGCUCUCUCAGAGCAAAGGAAUUGAAGACUAUCCGUAAAAUGGCAUUUGCUCGGUCUUUGAUCCUCUCGUGCAUGAUCGCACUUCCUGUCUUCGCCUCUGUAUUGUCCUUCAUCACCUACGGCUUGAGUGGACAUGAACUGAACAUCGCCACGAUUUUCACGUCCUUGCAAUUCUUCAAUAUCAUUCGAGCCCCUCUCGCAUUCUUCCCUGUUGUCAUCGCGUCUGCGUCAGAUGCCGUCGUUGCACUGGGUCGUAUCUCCAAGUUCCUUAUGGCAGAAGAGAUCGCCGAGCCGUAUACCAUCGAGCCUAACAGCAAAUUUGCUGUAGAUGUAGAUGCCGAUUUCCGUUGGGAGACUGCAUAUAAGGCUGCCUCUGGAGGACCGAAGUUUGCUCGCGGAAAAGCGGCUGCGGCAAAGACAACUCAAAAGAACGUUCAGGCUAAAAAUGCCGAGAAGCCUCAGUCAUCAGGGAAAAGAAGUUGGUUCUCCAAGAGGAAAAAUAAUGAGAAUGUCUUGCCCACGACUAGCAUCGAGGAGUCAAAGCAAGAAGAGAUCGAAGAGAAGGACGAGGAUAAGCCAUUCGCCUUGCAUGGUCUGAAGUUGCAGAUUCCGAAGGGCUCCUUCGUUGCAAUCGUAGGUCGCGUUGGCUCUGGCAAGAGUUCACUUCUGCAAGCGCUCAUCGGUGAAAUGAGGAGAACAAGAGGCGAGGCUCACUUUUCUUCGUCUGUUGCCUAUGUCCCGCAGACGUCUUGGAUCAUGAAUGCUACUCUCCGCGAGAACAUCCUCUUCGGUCGUGACGAUGAUGAGGAAAGACUUCAAGAAAUCAUUCGUGCUUGUUGUCUCGAGCAUGACCUCGAAAUGCUUCCCCAUGGUGAAGAUACUGAGAUCGGCGAGAAGGGCAUUAAUUUGAGUGGUGGCCAGAAGGCCCGGGUCUCUCUCGCUCGUGCGGCUUAUUCGGAUGCAGAUAUCGUACUCAUGGACGAUUCAUUGAGUGCAGUUGAUGCUUACGUCGGGAAGCAGAUUCUCGAGAAUUGUCUCCUAAACGGACCCCUGGCUGACAAGACUCGUGUCAUGGCAACUCAUGCCUUACAUGUACUCGACAAGACUGACUACAUAUAUGUGAUGGACAAUGGCGCAAUUGUCGAGCAGGGUACUUUCCAGGAUCUCAUGGAUGACAACGGAAUGUUUGCACGCCUUAUGGAUGAAUAUGGUAGCUUGGAGAAAGAGAAGGCCGGGUCAGAAGAUGUGAAGGAGCGUAAAGGGAAGGCCCUUUCUGGUGCUCUGGAACCGAAGGACGCAAAGAAGGCUCAAGCUGCGCUCAUGCAGCAAGAGGAACGUAUGACUGGUUCAGUUGCAGGAAUGGUGUACGUCAAGUACUUUCGCUAUGCUGGAGGCGUGUUGUUACUGCCCUGGCUUUUAUUGCUCCUCACGGCGUAUCAAGGCUCAAUGGUGGCCAACAAUCUUUUCUUGGGCUUCUGGACAUCGGAAAGCAUUCACGGGUUCUCUCAAGGGGAUUAUAUGGCUACAUAUGGAGGCCUCGGCGCAGGCGUUGCUGUUUUCUCUUUCCUGCUCAGUUUUUCGAUCAGUGUGGUAACGCUCUCGGCUGGUCUUAGUAUGUUCAAGACUGCGUUACUCUCGGUACUGCGGUCACCCAUAUCGUUCUUCGACACUACACCUAUGGGUAGAAUCAUGUCUCGCCUUUCAAAAGAUCAAGACACGUUGGACAGCGAAAUCGCUAUGACAGCAUUCCAGUUGUUAUCAAACGUCAGCUCUGUCAUUGGAACCAUUGCACUGGUCUUCUACACAUUCCCUUAUCUUGGCAUUCUCUUUGCACCUCUAGGAAUCUUCUAUACAAUGGCUGCCGUUUACUACAGGCGCACAUCUGUUGAAACCAAACGGCUUGACUCCCUGAUGCGUUCAGCACUGUAUGCCUCUUACUCAGAAACUUUAACGGGCCUGAGCACGGUUCGUGGUUACGGCGAGCAGAGCCGUUUUAUACACAAGGCGGAAGAAGGGCUAGAUAUGGAAAACAGAGCCUAUUACAUGACCAUUUCUAUACAACGCUGGCUGAGCGUUCGCCUGGAUCUCCUCGGUAACCUUCUUAUCCUUGGAAUAGCUCUAUUCUCCGCCGGAUUCCGCAAAACAGUGAGCCCUUCAAAAAUUGGUGUAGUGUUAUCGUACACUCUGAGCAUCACUCAGUUCUUUUCCGAACUCGUCUCAUCGUAUGCUCAGAAUGAACAGAACUUCAAUGCCGUUGAGCGUGUUCUCUACUAUACUGACCUACCCUCAGAGGGCGAUGCUACGACACCCAACGAUCCUCCACCUUUAUGGCCCGAUCAGGGUGCUGUUGAGUUCAAGGAUGUCGAGUUGACCUAUCGCGAUGGGCUACCGCUUGUGCUGAGAGGCGUCACGUUCAGUGUCAAGCCUGGGGAGAAGGUCGGUAUCGUGGGGCGAACAGGCGCUGGGAAGAGUUCGUUGUUACAGGCGUUAUUCAGGAUCGUCAAUGUACAAGGCGGAACCGUCAUCAUCGAUGGUCACAACAUCCGAGAUGUUGGGUUGGACACCCUUCGUAGCCGGCUGGCAUUAGUACCGCAGGACAGUACCCUGUUCAUGGGAACAUUGCGAGAGAACCUUGAUCCUCAAGGGACUCGAACGGAUGCAGAACUCAUCUCGGCGCUCAAACGUGCUUGGCUCCUGCCCAGGGACGGCUCUCCUGUUGACCCUAUCGUCGAGGCCAAGUUCAGUUUGGACGCGUCUGUAAGCGACGAAGGUUCGAACUAUAGUGCGGGAGAGAAGCAGCUUCUAGCUCUUUGUAGGGCUCUGGUGAAAAAUAGCAAGAUUAUUGUCCUCGACGAGGCGACCAGCAACGUUGACGUUGAAACAGAUGCAAAGCUUCAGCGUACAAUUCAGUCAGAAUUUGCGUCUUCAACCUUGCUCUGUAUCGCUCAUCGACUCAACACCAUCGUAUACUACGACCGCAUCAUUGUCAUGGAUGCAGGAAAGGUCGUCGAGCAUGACACUCCAUUGAAUCUCUUCGACAAGGAGGAUUCUAUCUUCCGAUCACUCUGCAACGAGGCGGGUCUGACAAGACAGGACAUCUUGCGCAUUCGUGCCAGUGCCCAGUCGACAAGUACUACCGUUGGAGGAUCCAAGGCUUGAUACGUCUGGCGCCGCACUCUUUUUUCUUCUAUCUUGGAACUAUGAUUAGAUUGAUGAAUUAAUGCUUUCGUACGUUAGAUUAUGUUUUUUUUUGGAACUGCUUUCGUUGCACGAACUCUUAUUAGAUGACUUUCCUGAAUGAUACCAUUCUUGUUAUUAUCUUGCUUUCUCCAAAUUGCGAGGCAGACUCGAGUUGCCCGAACUGCCACUGUGGAACCUGUCUGAAGUUGACAGCAGGCUGAAGACCCACGCGGUCUGCCUACCAAUAUACCCGCACUGGUCAGAGCCAUGCAUCUGGAUGUCCGCGCUCAUGAAGAGACUGUCGAUGCGGGACGACUGGUGCACAGAUCCUAGAAGCACUACGGAAGGAGGUGGUUCGGAUAGUGUCAGAAUAAAGUGCAUCGAAAUGCAUAACCUCCAUAAGCUAAAGAUACAGAAGAUGUGUAAAUUACACAGAUGCAUUGCAGCAGCCCGCCUGCUACCGAUGCAUCAGCCGUGUGCCC
Messenger RNA from Somion occarium, 5355 nucleotides. NCBI's taxonomy places the organism in Eukaryota, Fungi, Basidiomycota, Agaricomycetes, Polyporales, Cerrenaceae. The record is from the annotation of a GenBank genome assembly.